GGGGGAGUUGCGAAAAAAGUAUACAGAGCACUAUCUCACAAGUCGAAUGGCACGUUUCUUGGUACUUUUGCAUAACCGUUUAUUUUUCCAAAGAUGUCAACUCAGUCAUCUACCGACAGGAAGGUUGCGAUUAUCACAGGAGCUGCUUCCGGUAUUGGCAAAGCACUCGCGAUCAGAUUGAUAGAUGAAGGCUGGCACGUAGCUUGCUGUGACCUCCAAGUAGAAAAGGGCGAACAAGUAGUCCGCGAUCUAGGACCAAACGCAGCAUUCUUCCAGUGCAACGUAAUAGACUAUGACGACCAGGCAAGAGUAUUCACAGAAGUAUUCAAGAAAUGGGGCCGCCUGGAUGCGCUGCUCGCAAACGCCGGGCAUUCAGAUCGCGGCUCGAUAUACAUUCUCGAUCACCGAGGGAGUUCAGAGAUACCGCCCAAGCCUCCUCUGAUAUCAACUGAUGUGUGCUAUAAGAGCUUCCUUUAUGGUGUACAGCUGGCUAUUCAUUUUAUGAGGAAGAACAGAACUCCCGGAGGUAGGAUUGUUGCUACCUCGACGAUUGCUUCUGUCCAUCCUCAUCAAACGUUCCCAGAAUAUUGCGGUGCCAAAGCAGCUAUCAACCAGUUCGUGCGGACAGCAGCACCAGUGCUCAAACUUAAAGACAAUAUAUCCCUAAACGCCAUUCUCCCCGGAAUAGUCAUCACUGGUGCUGUACCACAAGCAUCCAUCGAUGCAACUGAUCCUGCACAUAUCACUCCUGUGGAAACUGUAGUCAAUGCCUACAAGAUAUGCCUUGAUCGCGAAAACUUAAACGGCCAAUUGAUAGAGUGUUCCACCGACAAGCACUUCUUCUUGCCGCUGCCUGAAAUGGCGAAUGGUGAUGCGACGAAGCGAGCCUGUACUGUUUGGGAACCGCUGUUCGAGGCCAAGCAUCACGAGCGAUCUGGGCUAGACGGAGCAAUACAAUAA
Molecule: messenger RNA, 960 nt
Organism: Aaosphaeria arxii CBS 175.79
Lineage: Eukaryota; Fungi; Ascomycota; Dothideomycetes; Pleosporales
Exons: 5
Coding region: 94-960 (288 amino acids)
Cellular component (GO): cytoplasm
Molecular function (GO): oxidoreductase activity, acting on the CH-OH group of donors, NAD or NADP as acceptor
Source: RefSeq, a predicted model, not a curated record